Molecule: messenger RNA, 1809 nt
Organism: Pelobates fuscus (common spadefoot toad)
Lineage: Eukaryota; Metazoa; Chordata; Amphibia; Anura; Pelobatidae
Gene: DOLPP1
Product: dolichyldiphosphatase 1
Exons: 8
Coding region: 18-734 (238 amino acids)
Biological process (GO): protein N-linked glycosylation; lipid biosynthetic process
Cellular component (GO): intracellular membrane-bounded organelle; endoplasmic reticulum membrane
Molecular function (GO): dolichyldiphosphatase activity
Source: RefSeq, a predicted model, not a curated record
CCCGGUAUCCGGGUAAGAUGGCGGUGGUAGAACAGUGCUCGCUCUCUGCUGAAUGGCGUCCGGUUUCUCUUACUCACGUAGAAUAUCCCGCAGGUGAUGUUUAUGGGCAGCUCUUGGCAUACCUCAGCCUAGGACCAGUGUUCAUUCUCAUUAGUUUUGGAACGCUAAUCAUAUUUAAGCGAGAGCUUCAUACAAUUUCUUUUCUCUGUGGACUGCUACUCAAUGAAGGAGUAAACUGGCUGAUAAAGAACAUAAUUAGGGAGCCACGGCCAUGUGAAGGAACCCACACAACAGUCACCACAGAAUAUGGGUUACCUUCCAGCCAUUCUCAGUUCAUUUGGUUUUUCUCUGUGUAUUCCUUCCUCUUCUUAUAUUUAAGGAUGCACCAAACAAACAACGCACGUUUCCUUGAUCUGCUCUGGCGACACAUCCUCUCUUUGUGCUUGCUAACGGCCGCCUGUUUAGUCUCAUAUAGUAGAGUGUAUCUGCUGUAUCACAGCUGGAGUCAGGUAGUGUACGGCGCGUUGGCUGGGAGUAUACUGGCCAUUGGCUGGUUUGUCAUCACACAGGAAAUCCUAACUCCACUGUUCCCCCGAAUUGCAUCCUGGCCAGUCUCAGAAUUCUUCCUCAUCCGUGAUACCAGUCUAAUACCCAAUAUCUUAUGGUUUGAAUACACAGUCACUCGGGGAGAAGCCAGAAACCGACAACGAAAACAUGGUACGAAGCUUCAGUGAGUCCCAGACAAGCAAACUGACAGGGUGGGAUAUAACCAGUAGGAUUCACCAAAAUCACAGCAUCCGAAAGGAACUGAAGCCAGUACAACUCAUGGCGUAGUGAGGAACAUACAAACUGACGGACCAAAAUAAUUGAGAGAGAGCAAGGCCUUUGCUGGAUUCACAACGUCUCUAUGGCUUGCUCGCAGCUCUCCUCUGCAUGUCAGGCCCGAGAGCUCAUGCUCUGAAAUGCACGCUAUCCAAUUAACUUUCUCCUAUCACUCCACUCAGGAGACAGAAGAAAGCAAAAGCAAGCUGAGGGAUUUAUAAUUUCUGCUUCCAGGAGAUGAUCAAACAAAAUGUAUAUUCCCUAACACCCCCUUUUUAUAGCAUGGGUAUCCACCUCCUUUUUUAUUUAUUCAAUCUUUUUUAAACGCCUAAUCGGUUGGGAUAGAAAAUGCUGUGAAUAUCUAGCUCUCUAUAAAUAUUUUUUUUCUUGGCCUAACCUUUAGGAAACGUCUCCUGCUGUUUUGAAUCUAUUCUUCCCGUGCCCUUAACUAUCUAGAAUAAAGCGCCUGCAUUAUGAAAACGUUCUUUCAAAUGGCUGCCUAAGCGCACCAACUAUGCUCACGCAGGUGCCUCUUGCUGACCGAAUGAGGGCUGGUAAGCUUAAAGCAAUUCUUUUUGCACUUUGUUCAAGAUUUCGAGAAAGGACUAACCCUUUUUAACACUAGUGAUUUAUUCCUUUUUUUUUUUCCCCUCUUGUGGAAACCGUGAAACAGAGUGGAAGGUGGGAUUUUGAUUUUGUUACUUGUUGACAUUUAACAGAUUGUUUCCCCCCCCCUUUUUUGUUUUCUGCAGCAGUGAAUGAACUGAACUCUCUGCGGCUUACCUUGGAUCUUACAGUGAUGUCUCAGUAAACCCAUUUGGUGCUGACCCUUGUAGUAAUGUCCAAUAGGUUAAGUCAAUCCCACUGUGCAUGAAUUCCUUGCCACAAAGCAGACCCGUGUGUAUCCUUCUUCCUCAGUCUGUUUUAUAACUGCUGCUACCUAACUUUUUAUCUGUAGUGGGUGGUAAAUAAAAACUCUGAAAGCCA